GCUUGAUCGGCGCACCCACCACAUCUGAUCUCAAGUGCUGCAAGAGAUCAGCCGGGUGCCAACUCUGAUUACAACCAGACUGGAAUCGAAGGGAACAUGCGGCUUCUCAACGCCAAAACGCACAAGCUUGAAAGCUAUGACGAUGAGCAGGCUGUGCCGGGCGGGUACGCCAUCUUAUCUCAUACCUGGGGCUGCCAAGAUGAGGAGAUAUCCUUUGAGGACUUCAAGGAGUUCCAAUAUCGUCUAGGACAAUCCUCGACAACUUCGUUGCCCUCAUCCGACGAGAUUCAGGCUGCGCGAGACUUUCUCCCCGAGUCCAAACGUCCCGGCUGGGCCAAAAUCGACGGCACCUGCAACAAGGCCCUUGAGUAUGGCUUUACUUACGCUUGGGUCGACACAUUCUGUAUCGACAAGUCCAGCAGCGCCGAGCUGCAGGAGUCCAUCAAUUCCAUGUUUCGGUGGUACGAAAAAGCCAGUGUGUGCUUUGCCUACCUUCCGGAUGUCUCAUCGCCAGAUGGUGUUGAAAAGGCCGGCUCCGAGUUCCGGACGUCCAAAUGGUUCACGCGCGGCUGGACGCUGCAAGAGCUCCUCGCCCCGUCGAGCCUGGAGUUCUUUGACAGGUCAUGGGGCUUGAUCGGCGUCAAGUCAGAUCUAUCUACAGUCAUCCAGGAGGUGACGGGCAUCAAUUCCCAGUAUAUCAUCGGAGUGCCCGCGUCGGCUGGCAUGUCUGUUUAUCAGUGUUUGUCCCGGGCCAGCGUGGCGGAAAGGAUGUCUUGGGCUUCGCGUAGGCGCACCACAAGACCCGAGGACCUGGCAUACUGUCUUUUGGGUAUCUUCGACAUCAAUAUUCCAAUGCUCUACGGCGAGGGCCUGCAUGCCUUCAAGAGGCUGCAGGAGGAGAUAAUGAAGGUCUCGGACGACACGUCUCUAUUCGCAUGGGGACUUGGGAGAGUGUGGCAUUCAUCGGAGUCAUCUAGCAUCUUGGCCCCUGCCCCAGAAUACUUUGAGCAUUGCUCGGACAUCGAGAUCAUGGACCUCGUCGACUUUAAACGUCCAUCGUUCCAGCUGUCUCAGCAGGGUCUGGUGGUCGAUCUCCCGAUAGUGCAGGACCCGAUGUUUGAUAACAUCUCAUAUCUCAUACUCCACUGCGGCAUCACCUCUGAUUCUGAUCAACACGUGAGCCUCGUCGCCGUCCCAAUCGUCUCCACUCGUGCGGCUGAGUCCCACCGUGAAUGGGACGCUGAUGGGAAUUUCAUCCGACCUAUAUGGUGCACGCCCAAGCUCGUGUCGACAACUUUUCUCGAUGCGGCGAAGACGGCGAGGGCGCUCAUUGUCAGGUCCUCGCCGGCCAACGACCACCUUUGGACCAUCCCAAUCUCCCUGAAGGCGCCCCGAGAGUCCGAAGAGGGCUCGCAAUGGAAGCUUAUUGGCCUGUAUCCUCCACAACCAACAAAGCAGGGGGGCUGCCUCGUAUCGCUCUAUGAAUUCCCGUAUGUUGCCCGCGCAAGCAGUCGGCAGGUUCACCUGGUCCAGCUGUCACAACCCACGCCCGAGACUCCAACGCAACCUCACAAGGAUUCAAAAUUCACAACACCGCCUAAAGACGGCAUGGUUUCCCUCCACAUCGACACUGAAUUCGGAGCUUUCCUCUUGCUCCUGAACUACGACAUCGCGGGGCCACGCGAUAUCAAAUCCGGCGGGGCCGUUCUUUCGUUCGGAUACUGGUCGUCUCUGAAGUCAAUGAGUUGCCGCCUGUUUCCUUGUCCGAGACACAAAGGUGUCGAGGGUAUGCAGAAGUUUGUGGCUCGGAUGUCUCUGAGGUCUGAGGGAGUGGGCGAGAUCAAAUCCUCAGACGUCGAUGGCGACGAAUACAGGGCUCGUUUUGCUCUUCCUGGCUCCAAAGGAUACCUGGAAGUGUUCUGGGAGACGAAGACUGUCGCCCAGGAGGAUCGGCGCCAGGGCCGAACUGGGGAUCAGAUCCAUCGCAUAAGCGUUGUGCAAAUACUUGUCACUAAAGGACAACUCAAGUCUUUGUCGUCACGAGCGCACUGAUAUGUCUAACCGUCAUCGAGCACAACUUGACACACGUGAUUUUGAUGCACUGCAGGCAUAAAUGCCUGAGUGUCACUAGAUAAAAAACCAAAAAGACAAACUGAAUCAUGUGAGCCUGUGUGUUCGGGCCAAGAACACAAC
Molecule: messenger RNA, 2193 nt
Organism: Diaporthe batatas
Lineage: Eukaryota; Fungi; Ascomycota; Sordariomycetes; Diaporthales; Diaporthaceae
Exons: 3
Coding region: 97-2052 (651 amino acids)
Source: RefSeq, a predicted model, not a curated record